AGUGUUGAAAAUGAAAUCCUUGCAGUGCCAAGCGACAGCUAGCGGAAUAUAGAAUUUAGUAAACGAAAAUGUACUUUUAGUAGUCGAUAAAUAAAUCAAAUCAAUUAAGUGUCAACUAAGAAUACUAUUAGAACAAGUAUCAAGAUCCCUUGGUUUAUGAGAAGAAAUUACUAUUUUCAAGAUGUUCCGAAAUAAGUUAGUUGCGAUCGCUGCUGUGACGAUAUGGCUGACUCUAUCGUACACUACGGCUCUCGAGGAUUUCAAUUUGACGGAUGCGGAUGAUGAUUAUAUAACGGUGUUCAACUACAAUGGCGAAGAGGUUUAUAUAACGAAAGAACUUAUGAAGAGAUUGAACCAUGAGUCAGAGACAUGGCACUGGAGGCCCUGGCUGAGGACGAAGACGGAGGUAGUCGGAAAUAUCAUGCAAGAAGUGGAACGGUCGAGUGAGGACUCGGUGAACAGUUUCCCGAUUAGUAUAUUCGAUGACGAAGAACUUCGAAGUGGAGCGUUCGUAUUAUAUAUAAUGUUUGGGAUCUACGCCUUUACACUAUUGGCGAUAGUGUGCAACGAUUACUUCAUACCUUGCGUCGAAAUGAUAUGCGAGGAUUUAAAGAUACCGCAGAACGUAGCGGCAGCUACUUUUAUGUCAGUAGCAACUUCUUGUCCUGAAUUCUUCGUGAACGUGAUCUCAACAUUCCUCACGCAGUCUGAUAUGGGUAUAGGCACCAUCGUCGGCUCUGCCAUAUUUAACUUGCUGGGUGUCGCAGCUGUAGGCAGUUUAGCGGCAGUAGCGCCAAUAGCGAUCGACCGCCGUCCCGUAACGAGGGAUGUGCUUAUCUACAUGAUCAAUGUUGGCGUGUUGGUCGCCAUCGUUUGGGAUGGCCAAAUCGUCUGGUACGAGGCGACGGUGCUUGGCGUUUUGUACAUCUGCUACUUCGUUUUCAUGUUCAACAGUAUGAAAAUAUUUAACUUGAUUGAUAGCAUCACAGCUUCUUGCUGUAACAAGAACGGAAAGUCAGAAUACGUAGUAUCAAUAGACGGGAAGCCCGUGGAGGAGGGCAUCGAUAACAAGGGAUUCAGCAAUAGUGACGCUCAAAUAAAUAAUGGAACGAAUAAUGAAAAGAUGUCAGUGGAGAAAGUGGAAAUCGAAGAAACUCCAAAGAAGAGUAUUUUCGCAUUCCCGAAGGGGAAGUCAAUUAUAUACAAGAUCUGGUGGGUGUACACUUGGCCACUGAAACUUGUCUUGGGACUUACAAUUCCGUCACCGAUCACCUGCCAGAGAUUCUAUCCGAUGGCUUUCCUGAUGUGCAUCAUAUGGAUAGGCGUGAACUCUUACUUCGUAUCUUGGAGCAUGACUGUUUUGGGUCAUGCUUUUUUCAUACCUGAAUCUGUUAUGGGAAUGACGUUCCUUGCUUUCGGAGGCUGCCUUCCUGAAGCGUGCUCUAUAUUCAUCAUGUCAAGAAAAGGUGAGGGCGGUAUUGGUGUUUCAAACGCGUUGGGGGCUAAUUCAUUAGCGAUAUUGUUCGCACUCGGUCUACCUUGGCUCAUCAAAACCCUGACUCUACUGGCUCAAGGAGCCGACACAGCUGUCACCAUCAAUUCAGCGGGCAUCGAUUUCGUCGUCGGCUCAUUACUAGUGGCGGCUUGUCUGCUGUGGAUCUGUUUGUUCAUAGGCAAAUUCAAGCUCAGAAGAAGCCUCGGUUUUGUACUUAUUUGUCUGUAUGUAGUGUUUAUUACCUUCGCAAUUCUUGUUGAAAUGGGUAUUAUACUAGACAGAGAAGUUGCGUUUUAAAACUAUUUUAAUUUUAAGUGAAAUAUUUUAGUGAGUUUAGCUUAAUGUUUCGCUUGAGUUAUAAUUUCGCGUACUGUUCGCGCUGUAAUGACAUUUGUCGUUGGGUAUACCGUCGAGUGCACAUCCAAAACAAUUUGUUAAGAACUCUGUGAUGAAUGUUGUGUAUAGUAUUUAUGCAAUCAUUGUAAAUAAUAUUGUACAGUUGUUAUUAUUAUACGUCUUUGUAAUGUUCUUAGUAUAUAUAACGUGUGAAGCAAUACGAAACGAUCGUUAAUAUUCACAUAAAACGAUAUUAUUUAAUUUUGUGCAGCGUCAUGUAAGUAAUCAUGAAAGUAGCAGAUCUGAUUAACGUUACGAUUAUGACAACGUGCGAACUGUAUUAAAUAAUACUAUAGUUCAGUGAAAACAAAUCCUUAUCAUAAUAUUUGUACGUGCUAUUCCGAUGACACGCAAUCAAUUUACACAAAUUCGUUAACGACACACGUGGCCAUCACUCACGUCACUAACCAACCAGCGCUCGCUUUCAAGCCGAUAUGACUUUGUACGCCGCCGUUAAUAUUCGUGUCAAUUAUAAAUUCGGAUUACUCGCCCAAGUUAUCAGAAUUUCCGUAGUGUUUGAAUAGGCGUUCGAUAUUCGCUUAACUAGAUUAUACAGAUAGUUGCUUGUCUUGUGCGUCCUUUAGGUAACUUGGAGAGUAUCUGACGAUACAAGUGUGGAUACUGUACUUGUAGUACUAAGAUCACGACGUAACAAGUAUAUUUGAACUUAUAAAUUGUAUAGCGGUUUCACGUGGUUCGAUUUUGAUUAACCGACAUUUGUCGCGCAAAUAAAAAUUUAAAACAAAUGAAAAAUUUUAUUUUAAGAUGUUUAAACAAUUUUUUAAAUAUUACAAACCUAAAUACAACUGAUUCUUAUUGUUUCAAUUUUAAUCGAAAUUAAAUCGCUUCACGUGAAUGCUAUAUAAGCCAUAAACAAACUGUUUUAUCAUAGAAGAGAUUUUUUUGUUCUUUCUCUCUCUCUCAGCCGAAGGACGUCCACUGCUGGACAUAGGCCUCCUCCAAAGAUCGCUUCCCGCGACCUUCGCCAGGUCGUCGGACAACGUUGUUAAGUUUGAAAUAUAUAUUGGCGAUGAGCAUAAAAACUCAAAGUCGUCUUGAUUGCAACGUAUCUGUAUGUAUCGUACUCGUAACAAUUCUGUCACUUGUAGUGUAAAAUCAAAUUCUCACCCAUAUAUUAAAUAUAUAACGCGAUGAACAGAUUCUGAGUGAUCGUUUCAGGUUUAUAAAUAAAUGUUAUUAAUUCGAGUGUGAUUUGUAAGGAAAUUGUAAUAUUCAGUGGCUUUACGAUAUUAUAGCACUAAUACUAUUUUUAAAUUGUUUUCUUAUCAAAUAAGAAACUGAUAAAUGAGCGUUAACUUUGAUUUACUGAUAUCACCUUAUCGCUAUGAAAUAGUAAAUAA
This is a messenger RNA of Vanessa atalanta (red admiral), 3252 nucleotides long. RefSeq names its product sodium/potassium/calcium exchanger 3-like. Gene Ontology annotation, biological process: calcium ion transmembrane transport; intracellular calcium ion homeostasis. The record is from RefSeq and is a predicted model, not a curated record. Bases 182 to 1792 code for a protein of 536 amino acids. Gene Ontology annotation, cellular component: membrane. Gene Ontology annotation, molecular function: calcium, potassium:sodium antiporter activity; calcium channel activity. The transcript has 10 exons. Lineage: Eukaryota; Metazoa; Arthropoda; Insecta; Lepidoptera; Nymphalidae.